Messenger RNA from Molossus molossus (Pallas's mastiff bat), 912 nucleotides. RefSeq names its product ring finger protein 148 (gene RNF148). Gene Ontology annotation, molecular function: ubiquitin protein ligase activity. Gene Ontology annotation, cellular component: late endosome; cytoplasm; endoplasmic reticulum. Bases 4 to 912 code for a protein of 302 amino acids. The record is from RefSeq and is a predicted model, not a curated record. Lineage: Eukaryota; Metazoa; Chordata; Mammalia; Chiroptera; Molossidae. Gene Ontology annotation, biological process: ubiquitin-dependent protein catabolic process. The transcript has a single exon.
GGAAUGAGCCUACUUAGAAUUACUCCUUCAACUCAUAGUUCUGUUUCAUCUAGACUAUUGAGGCUUAGCAUCUUUCUGCUGCUUAGCCUUCCUGACUCAAAAGGAAAAGCCAUUUGGACAGCCCACCUGAAUAUAACAUUUCAGGUGGGAAAUCGCAUUAUAUCAGAAUUAGGAGAGAGUGGAGUGUUCGGGAAUCAUUCUCCUCUGGAAAGAGUGUCUGGUGCAGUGGUACUUCCUGAAGGAUGGAAUCUGAAUGCUUGUAAUUCUAUGACCAAUUUCAGCAGGCCUCAACAGUCAGACUCUUGGUUGGCCCUCAUUGAACGGGGAGGCUGUACUUUUACCCAUAAAAUCAAUGUGGCAGCAGAGAAGGGAGCAAAUGGUGUGAUCAUCUAUAACUAUCCAGGUACGGGCAACAAAGUAUUUCCCAUGUCCCACCAGGGAACUGGAAAUACAGUCGCAGUGAUGAUAGGCAACUUGAAAGGCAUGGAACUUUUGCACUUGCUCCAGAAAGGAGUCUAUGUGACGAUCAUCAUUGAAGUGGGGAGAAUAUACAUGCCGUGGCUGAGCUAUUACGUCAUGUCUCUGUUUACCUUCCUGGCUCCCACGGUUGCCUACCUGUUCUUGUACUGUGCCUGUAGACCUCGAGUGCCCAAUUCUUCUACCAGGAGGCGAAGACAGAAGGCAAAUGUGAAGAAAGCAAUUGCUCAGCUUCGACUGCGAGUGCUCAGAGAAGGGGAUAUGGAACUAGAUCCAAGUGAACACAGCUGUGUUGUUUGUUUUGACACAUACAAACCCCAAGAUGUAGUACGUAUUUUAACUUGCAGACAUUUUUUCCAUAAGGCCUGCAUUGACCCUUGGCUUUUAGCCCAUAGGACAUGCCCCAUGUGCAAGUGUGACAUUCUGAAAACUUAA